Messenger RNA from Mustela erminea (ermine), 2256 nucleotides. RefSeq names its product solute carrier family 6 member 3 (gene SLC6A3). The record is from RefSeq and is a predicted model, not a curated record. Bases 74 to 1927 code for a protein of 617 amino acids. Gene Ontology annotation, biological process: dopamine uptake involved in synaptic transmission; sodium ion transmembrane transport. Gene Ontology annotation, molecular function: norepinephrine:sodium symporter activity; dopamine:sodium symporter activity. Gene Ontology annotation, cellular component: neuron projection; plasma membrane; neuronal cell body membrane. The transcript is spliced from 15 exons. NCBI's taxonomy places the organism in Eukaryota, Metazoa, Chordata, Mammalia, Carnivora, Mustelidae.
AGGUUUUGCGGCCGCUGGCGGCGGGACCCCAGCGCAGAGGCCCCAAGCACGGAGCCAGAGGCUCCGUCCACCCAUGAGCGAAAACAAGCGGCCGGCGGCACCGAUGUCUUCCGCCGCGGCCCCUGCUAAGGAACCCAACGCCAUGGGCCCCAAGGCGGUGGAACUCGUCCUGGUCAAGGAGCAAAAUGGGGUGCAGCUCACGAACUCCACCCUCGCCAACCCCACGCAGACGCCCCUGGGGACCCAGGAGCGGGAGACCUGGAGCAAGAAAAUCGACUUCCUCCUGUCCGUGAUCGGCUUCGCGGUGGACCUGGCCAACGUCUGGCGGUUCCCCUACCUGUGCUACAAAAACGGCGGCGGUGCCUUCCUGGUCCCCUAUCUGCUCUUCAUGGUCAUUGCCGGAAUGCCCCUUUUCUACAUGGAGCUGGCCCUGGGGCAGUUCAACAGGGAGGGGGCUGCUGGCGUCUGGAAGAUCUGCCCCGUCCUGAAAGGCGUGGGCUUCACCGUCAUCCUCAUCUCGCUGUACGUUGGCUUCUUCUACAACGUCAUCAUCGCCUGGGCGCUGCACUACUUCUUCUCGUCCUUCUCCGUGGACCUGCCGUGGGUCCACUGUAACAACACGUGGAACAGCCCCAACUGCUCGGACGCCCACGCCGGCAACUCCAGCUCCGGCCCCAACGACACCUUCAGGACCACGCCUGCCACCGAGUAUUUCGAGCGCGGCGUGCUGCACCUCCACGAGAGCCGUGGCAUCGAUGACCUGGGUCCCCCCCGGUGGCAGCUCACGUCCUGCCUGGUGCUGGUCAUCAUCCUGCUCUACUUCAGCUUGUGGAAGGGAGUGAAGACUUCUGGGAAGGUUGUGUGGGUCACGGCCACCAUGCCGUACGUGGUCCUCUUCGCCCUGCUUCUGCGAGGAAUCACUCUCCCUGGGGCCAUCGAUGGCAUCAGAGCGUACCUGAGCGUAGACUUCCGUCGGCUCUGCGAGUCUUCUGUGUGGAUAGACGCCGCCACCCAGGUGUGCUUCUCGCUGGGCGUUGGGUUCGGGGUGCUCAUCGCCUUCUCCAGCUACAAUAAAUUCACCAACAACUGCUACCGAGACGCGGUCAUCACCACGUCUGUCAACUCCCUGACGAGCUUCUCCUCCGGCUUCGUGGUCUUCUCCUUCCUGGGGUACAUGGCCCAGAAGCACAGCGUGCCCAUCGGGGAUGUGGCCAAGGACGGGCCCGGGCUGAUCUUCAUCAUCUACCCGGAGGCGCUGGCCACGCUCCCGCUGUCCUCGGCCUGGGCCGUCAUUUUCUUCAUCAUGCUGCUCACCCUGGGGAUCGACAGCGCCAUGGGCGGGAUGGAGUCGGUGAUCACCGGGCUGGUGGACGAGUUCCAGCUGCUGCACCGGCACCGGGAGCUCUUCACGCUCUUCGUCGUCCUGGCCACCUUCCUCCUCUCGCUCUUCUGCGUCACCAACGGCGGCAUCUAUGUCUUCACGCUGCUGGACCACUUUGCGGCCGGCACGUCCAUCCUCUUCGGAGUGCUCAUCGAGGCCAUCGGGGUGGCCUGGUUCUACGGCGUGAGGCAGUUCAGCGAGGACAUCAAGCAGAUGACCGGGCAGCGGCCCAGCCUGUACUGGAGGCUGUGCUGGAAGUUUGUCAGCCCCUGCUUCCUCCUGUUUGUGGUCGUGGUGAGCAUCGUGACCUUCAGGCCCCCGCACUACGGAGCCUACGUCUUCCCCGAGUGGGCCAACGCGCUGGGCUGGGCCAUCGCCACGUCCUCCAUGUCCAUGGUGCCCAUCUACGCCGCCUACAAGUUCUGCAGCCUGCCCGGCUCCCUGCGGGAGAAACUGGCCUACGCCAUCACCCCGGAGCAGGAGCGGGAGCUGGUGGACAGCGGGGAGGUGCGUCAGUUCAGGCUUCGCCACUGGCUCCUGGUGUAGCCGGCGGGCAGGGGGCCCGGACGGCCGCCGCAGAGCAGGAGAGAUGCCCGCAGAGAAGAGACCCCGAGCUGAGAGACAACGGCGGGGCCGCCGGCUGCGGGACCCCUGUCUCCGAGAACCGCACAGAGCCUCUGCCUCCCGGCUCCGUGCGCCCUUCCUUUGCCACCAGGAGAGGACUGGCCGUCGUGCUUGUCUCUGUGACCACGUAACAUAGAUCCGUGCCCCUUCCUGCAGGUAGACGCCGUCCGUCCGUCCGUGUUCUGUUUGUGCCAAGCCCACCGCCUCCCCCGCCGGCUGCCCCUGAGUGCGGGUCUUGCUGUCACCCGCGU